Messenger RNA from Histoplasma capsulatum G186AR, 1152 nucleotides. RefSeq names its product mandelate racemase/muconate lactonization family protein. The record is from RefSeq and is a predicted model, not a curated record. Gene Ontology annotation, molecular function: galactonate dehydratase activity. Bases 1 to 1152 code for a protein of 383 amino acids. Gene Ontology annotation, biological process: D-galactonate catabolic process; amino acid catabolic process. NCBI's taxonomy places the organism in Eukaryota, Fungi, Ascomycota, Eurotiomycetes, Onygenales, Ajellomycetaceae. The transcript is spliced from 2 exons.
AUGGGCAAAAUUAAAAGCAUUGAAUAUUUCCGUGUACCCCCUCGCUGGCUGUUCGUGAAAGUUACUGAUGAAGAUGGAAAUCAUGGAUGGGGUGAAAGCACUCUGGAGGGUCAUUCCGAAGCUGUUGAAGGAGCAUUGAAUGCGCUAUGUCAACGAUUUCAAGGUUAUGAAGCCGAUGAUAUCGAGCAAAUAUGGCAAACAGCUUGGCGACUUGGUUUCUACAGGGGCGGUGCUGUUUUCAUGUCAGCUAUUUCCGGUAUUGACAUUGCGCUUUGGGAUCUCAAGGGCCGCCGGUUAGGUGCACCCAUCCAUCAACUGUUGGGAGGCAAGGUUCGCAACAAGGUCUCUGUCUAUGCUUGGAUUGGAGGUGACCGCCCUGCAGAUGUUGAGUCAGCUGGCAAAGCGCGGCUGGAUCAAGGGUUCAGAGUCAUAAAAAUGAAUGCCACAGAGGAUGUGAACUGGCUUGAUUCUCCCCGAGUCCUGGAGUCCAGCGUCGAGCGCCUCAAAGCCGUAAAAGCUCUAGGGCUUGAUGUCGCCCUUGACUUCCAUGGUCGACUCCAUAAACCAAUGGCCAAACAGCUUGCUAAGCUAGUGGAGCCUUACCAGCCCCUAUUCAUCGAGGAACCCCUCCUCUCGGAGCACCCUGAGGGAAUAAAACACUUUUCUAACCAAGUCACGACACCGAUUGCGCUGGGCGAGCGGCUGUACAACCGGUGGGAUGUCAAGCGCUUCUUGGAGAAUGCAAGCGUUGAUGUCUUGCAGCCAGAUAUCAGCCAUUGCGGAGGUAUUUCUGAAAUCCGGCGCAUCGCCGCAAUGGCAGAAGCAUACGAUGUGGCGAUUGCCCCGCACUGCCCCCUGGGCCCCAUUUCGCUAGCUGCUAGUAUUCAAGUCGACCUCACGAUUCCAAAUUUUGUAAUCCAAGAGAUGAGCCUUGGUAUCCACUAUAACACGGAAGCGGGCGCGUAUGAUAUAACCAACUACGUGACGGAUCCUUCAGUUUUUGAUGUCAAGGACGGCUAUGUGGGUGCGCUGACAAAGCCGGGCUUGGGAAUCGAUAUCGAUGAGGAUGAAGUGCGGAGUGUUGCGAUGACCGCGGACUCCUGGGCUCCGAAGGAGUUUUAUGGAGUUGACGGAGGUAUUCGGGAGUGGUAG